Anopheles coustani is the source of this 2442-nucleotide messenger RNA. Its product is annotated as BUD13 homolog. Gene Ontology annotation, biological process: mRNA splicing, via spliceosome. The record is from RefSeq and is a predicted model, not a curated record. Gene Ontology annotation, cellular component: U2-type spliceosomal complex; RES complex. The coding region runs from base 72 to 2360 and encodes 762 amino acids. Gene Ontology annotation, molecular function: RNA binding. NCBI's taxonomy places the organism in Eukaryota, Metazoa, Arthropoda, Insecta, Diptera, Culicidae. The transcript has 3 exons.
CGUACGGUUUUAGUGGUGUUUGCUGAUAAACAAAGCUCUCCGGCGGAAUAACUUGUGUGAAAAAUAAUAAAAUGACUACUAAAAUCGAUCAAAAGGAGUACUUGAAGAAAUAUCUUUCCAACGACAAAGAUAAAAAGAAGAAGAAGAAAAAGGAGAAGAAAUCCGUGGGAAAGGCAAACGUACGGAUCAUCGAUGAUGAUUUGGAUUUAUCAAAACUCCAGAGCAUACAAGAAGACGAGGUAGAUAUGUUCGGCCUUGGGGAAGAGGCACCCCAGGUGGUUGGAAUCAUAGACGAGCGGCCGCCAGAGAUGCGUGCCAAGGAGGACUUUGGCAGCAACAAGUGGAAAGUGAUAGCAUCAACUGAUGGGUUCGAUACAACGCUAGAGGUGAAAGAUGUUAGCAGACGUCAGGUUGGUCCGGAGAUGAGUUUCAACAUCGGUGAUUCGAAGAUCUCGACUAACCCCAGCGGCUCUGGUAGGAGAAACCGGAAAGAUUCCGAUGAAAGUCCUCCACGUAGGAAGCACGAUUCCGAUGAAAGUCCUCCUCGAAGAAAGCUGCACGACAUCGGACAAUCUAGAAAAGGCGUACGGCGGGAUGAUUCUGAUGAAAGUCCUCCCAGAAAAUCAAAGCAUUCUGCGAUGGUUAGCAAAACAAAUCGACACAGCAAUCGAGACGAUUCGGACAACAGUCCGCCGAGAAAACCUCGAAAGCAUGAUUCGGAAACAAGUUCCUCCAGAAGGCAUCGCGCUGAAGAGAAACAGUCUGAACGAAGCAGACUUCGUCAGGAUUCAGACGAAAGUCCACCAAGAAGGCAGCGAAAUCAGGAAAAUAAAUCAGAACGAGGUAGACAACGUCAGGAUUCAGACGAAAGUCCACCAAGAAGGCAGCGCCAUCAGGAAAAUAAAUCAGAACAAAAGAGACUACGUCAGGAUUCAGAUGAAAGUCCACCAAGAAGACAGCGUAAUGAGGAACGAGGGAGACAGCGCCAGGAUUCAGAUGAAAGCCCGCCUAGAAGGCAGCGUGCGGAGGGACAAAAGUCGGAACGAAGCAGACAUCGUCAAGAUUUAGGUAAAAGUCCUCCCAGACAACAGUGGACAGAGGCAACGAAAUCGGAACGAAACAAACAGCGUCAGGAUUCGGAUGAAAGCCCUCCAAGGCGUCACUCCGAGAAAGAUUCGGACAAAAGACGACCCAGGAACCCGGAUGAUGAUAAAAAACGAGGGGGAAGAUCAUCUCCUGUUCGCAAUCAGCGAAGCGAUUCUGAUGAAAACCCUAGACAGAGAAAUAGAGGUGACAAACCUUCAUCCAGAGGUCCAAGAAAUAGGCAUUAUUCCGACGAAAGCCCACCCCGACGGGGAGAGUCCAAGCAGAAGCCAAGCAAUUCACAUCGUGAAAUCGAAAAAAACGUUCAGCGCAGUCGUGGUGGACGCAGAGAUUCAGAUGAAAGUCCUCCAAGGCGUAAACGGCGUGAAUCACCGGAAGCUCCGACUCGCAAGAGUGCUAAAAACCUUGCCCGUGGAAAUUCACCCGGUCCGUCGGUGCGCGUGAGGCAGGAAAAUAAUCGUUCCGAUUCGGAUGUCUCUCCACCGAGGCGGCCGACAAGAUCUGAUCGCCGUGAUUCAGCCGAAAGUUCUCCGAGACGAAGACGUGGUACGUCCCGUGUCCAUCCACCGGUGCGCAUAAAGGAGGAACCAUCGAGUGAUGAUGAAUCGGUUCCGCGGGAUGGCGCCAACGUAAGGAUGACUAAGACACUUGAAGGGAAACAAGCCGGACUGCAGGACGCGAAGACGUUGCGCGAGGAAAACGAAAUGCACAGACGUCGGGAGCAGGAAGCGUUCGAUCAGCUGCGGGAAGAACACAGCGGACGUUUCGCGGAGACGGUGGUACGACAAAAAUCGGGCCGUCGAAAGGACAUCGAGAAGGAGCUACGUGAAGAGUUUGAAAAGCGUAAACAUGAGGAAAAAAAGAAGGAAAUCUACACCCGCUGGGGGAAGGGAGUGAAGCAGGUGGAAGAAUACAACACACGGUUGCAGGAGGCUGCCCAAGAGAUGGAUAAACCCUUGGCCCGCUACGCCGACGAUAAGGAUCUCGAUAACCACUUAAAGCAACAGGAGCGCGACGGUGAUCCGAUGCUGGAAUACUUGCGUAGCAAGAGGAAGGAAGAAAAUAGGAAGGCAGGGAUACCGGAAAAGCCCACGUAUCAGGGUGCGUUCCCCGAUAAUCGUUUCGGCAUAAGACCGGGCUACCGGUGGGAUGGUGUGGAUCGAUCGAACGGAUUCGAGAAGCGCUGGUUCGAGACGACGAGCAAGAAAAAGGCCACUGAGGAAGAAGCUUACAAGUACAGCGUGGAAGAUAUGUGAACGGGUUGGCUGGAGGAUGAUUUUGUUUACAGUGGGACAUCAAAUAAAUGGCACCAUCUUUCUUUCAAUAUGGUUUUAUGUA